UGAACCCGGUGGCCUGCAUUGCGCAUGCGCAGAGCACAGGCGCUUCAGCUGGUCGGCCUUGGAGCAAAGAAAUGGCGGCGCUCCGGCUGUGUGUGUGGCGGAUAAGUGGCAGAGCUUUACUGCAUUCAAAACAUCCAGCCCAGUUUUCACGAGCAAAUGUAUCCUUUUCCAGUCUGCCCAAAGGGAGGAAAGUAGCGAUCUCUACUUUAGGUGUGUUGACAGCAGGAGGAGCCGGACUUGCACUGAUUUUACAUCAGUCAGUGAAAGCCUCAGACCUAGAGCUACAUCCUCCAUCUUAUCCAUGGAGCCAUGGUGGCAUGCUGUCUGCUUUAGACCAUGCCAGUAUCCGACGUGGCUAUCAGGUGUAUAAGCAGGUGUGUGCAGCCUGCCACAGUAUGGAGUACCUGGCCUUCCGGAACUUGGUUGGAGUGUCGCACACGGAAGAAGAGGUCAAGGCCCUCGCUGAGGAGAUUGAGGUUGUAGAUGGUCCUGAUGAAUCAGGAGAGAUGUUCACUCGUCCUGGAAAACUGUCAGAUUACUUCCCGAAGCCGUACGCCAGCCCAGAAGCUGCCCGUGCUGCUAACAGUGGAGCUCUUCCCCCUGACCUCAGCUACAUCGUUAAUGCCAGGCACGGUGGAGAGGACUAUGUUUUCUCACUGUUGACUGGUUACUGUGAUGCACCUGCUGGUGUGUCUACGAGGGAAGGACUUUACUACAACCCCUACUUUCCUGGCCAGGCCAUCGCAAUGGCCCCGCCCAUCUAUAAUGAGGUCUUGGAGUACGACGAUGGCACGCCAGCCACAAUGAGCCAGGUGGCUAAAGACGUAUGCACAUUCUUGCGCUGGGCAGCUGAACCCGAACACGACCAGAGGAAAAAAAUGGGCCUGAAGCUGCUUAUGGGCUCAGCAGUCCUCCUGCCACUGGUGUACUAUCUAAAGAGGCACCGGUGGUCCGUACUUAAGAGCAGGAAGAUUGCCUACAGGCCACCAAAAUAAACUCAACUCGGAGAAGAAUUCGCAUUCGGUCUGCCAUCGGCUUCGUAUAAAACGGACAUUAUCGUAGCGUAUUGAAUUAGGGUUAUCAUUUUGUACAUUUGUCCACAUGGAUAAAGACUAUCAACCCUCUCAGUGAUGGCUCUGUGUGAGUCGAUGGACCAGCAUGGCCAGUUAUGAGCUGCAGGUUACAAUAUGUAAUAGCUUUGUGAUAUUCAAAUAAACUGUAUUUUACAAAGUG
Molecule: messenger RNA, 1233 nt
Organism: Silurus meridionalis
Lineage: Eukaryota; Metazoa; Chordata; Actinopteri; Siluriformes; Siluridae
Product: cytochrome c1, heme protein, mitochondrial-like
Exons: 7
Coding region: 72-995 (307 amino acids)
Biological process (GO): mitochondrial electron transport, ubiquinol to cytochrome c
Molecular function (GO): heme binding; electron transfer activity
Source: RefSeq, a predicted model, not a curated record